Molecule: messenger RNA, 2490 nt
Organism: Trichomonas vaginalis G3
Lineage: Eukaryota; Parabasalia; Trichomonadida; Trichomonadidae
Product: proprotein convertase-related family
Exons: 1
Coding region: 1-2490 (829 amino acids)
Biological process (GO): proteolysis
Molecular function (GO): serine-type endopeptidase activity
Source: RefSeq, a predicted model, not a curated record
AUGAUGGGCCUUGAUGGAUCAGGACAAGUUAUAACUAUUACAGAUUCCGGAGUUGAUAUUUAUCAUCCGUUUUUUUAUGAUCCAAAUAUCUCAGUUCCGAUAAAUACGUCAAUUCUAAGGCAUAGGAAGAUUGUUCGCUUUGAUUCAUUGCAUAAUUUAACAGAUUUCAAGCGCGGACAUGGAACUCACAUGGCAGCAACAAUUGCUGGGAGUUCUAACAGUCCAGACUGCUCAAUUGAUUCUUUUAGUGGCCUUGCUCCAGGCUCGAAGCUUUACGUUGUCGGAUUAAGCGAUAAAGACGGAAAUAUUUCAUUUGAUGGAUAUGAUAUGAACAAAGUCUAUCAAAACGCCAAGAAAUUGCACAGUUACAUUGGAGCUAACUCAUGGGGUAUGACAGAUUACCAAUCUCUUGUAACUGAAGCUUAUGAUUUGAUGGCUUAUAAUAAUCCAGAUUUUUUGACCAUUUUUUCUGUUGGAAACAGCAAUUGCUAUAAUUGUUUAUCAUCUCCCUCGGAUGCUAAGAACAUUUUGUCCGUUGGAGCAACUACUAUGCCAUCAACUGCUCAAAUUGAGCAAUAUUUGAAGCGUGUUUAUACAUUUGUUUCAAGGUCAUUGGAUAUUACAUUAAAAUUUUAUCAAUGGAGCGCUGACCCUUGGAAAUUGCUUUUAGAAUCACCCCCUGUGAAAAUAGUUAACUCCCCCUUAUUUAUGCAGGAUAACCCAAAUUUACAAAAAAUAAAGAGUAAUGAGAGCAAAAUUAUUAUACUAAAAGAACCAAUAACAUGUGAAAGCUUUACUCGUAAUGCAACUGCGUAUUUGAUCCCAGUCGAUCAAAAAUUAUUUUGCAAAAACAUUCCUGUUCCUGUUUUUGGAUAUUCAAUGAACGAAGAAAAUGAUAUUCUUAGCAUGAAAAGAGUUUCUCUCCGUAUCAAUGUCAUUCCUUCAAAGAAAAAUAUCAAACCUUUAUCUUCCAAUUCAAAUGGACCAACCGUAACUGGAAUAUUCAAACCAGAAUUGCUUGCGCCCGGUGAAGGUGUUAUCAGCGCAGCAGCUGGAGAUCCUUUUGAUAAAACUAUUAGGAAAUGCAACGCUUCCUCUUUAAUUAAGAAGAGCGGAACAAGUCCAGCAGCUGCCUCUAUUGCUGGAGCUGCAGCUAUUAUCAGACAAUACUUUUCAGAUGGUUGGUAUCCUUUCAGAGGAAAAGAAUUAAUCGAAGGCUUUGAUCCUACAGCGAGUUUGGUCAAAGCAGUUUUAAUUGCAUCGGCAACGCCAAUCGGAACAAGCCUUGGUGGCCCAACAUUAGAAGGAGGAUUCGGAAUUCCAAAUAUAAAAGAAAUUCUCGGUAUCGAUGUAGAAAAUCUUGAUCAGACAAAGAAAAAAGAAGGUUUCCGAGUAUUCGAUCACUAUUUAAUUGAUUCCAAAUCACAACAUUAUAUGAAUAUAGAAAUACAAUAUCCUGGGCAGCCACUUAUCAUCGUUAUGAGUUAUUUAGAUGCCGUUAUUGACUCUUCCUUACGAAAACCUUUAGUUGUAGACUUAGAUUUGAUAUUAGUUGAUCCUCUCAAUAGAACAUAUUUUGGAAACCAGAAUCCAACAGGCCCUGAUGCAUUUACGACCUCAGAGAGGAUAAUUAUUGAAGACGCUCCAGUUGGAAAUUAUUCAUUAUUAAUUCGAUCGAGUAAGUACCCAUUUAACCAUUCUGUUCAGUACUCCCUCGUCAUAAAAGGCGGAUUCAACAACACCGAUUUCGAAAAGAACCCGAUUUCCAACUCAAUUUUUCUUUCUCAAGAUAAUUACUUCGAUUGCACAGAUGGAAGCAAAGGAAAUUGCAACUGCAAUAGUCAUACAACCGGAUAUAUCUGUGAAUACAACGUUACUGAUGUUAACGGAACUGUCAAUCUGACAUUUCAGCCCAAAGAGAUAAAAUUCUUCAAAACUAAUCCAAUGGCCAAGAGUUACAUUUAUAUAAAUGCUACAAAUCUUAACGCAUCUAUUCAUUAUUGCGUUUCCAAGAAGAAAUUUAGAAGAAUUGCCGAUUCAGGUGUAACUUGUAAUUAUACUGAAGGUGAAUUACUGAAUUUCUUCUCAUCAAGACGCGAAUUGUACUUCGCUUUAUAUGCUGUUACAAGCAAACCAAUUGAAACUAAAAUUGAUUUCGGAAUUUUACAAACCCCUACUGUAGAAACUCCGAAAACGCCUUCCCCUACAUUUAGUAUCGUCAAUAUAGGUAGAAUUUCGCCAUUUGAGUUAAUGGCAGACGUUGUUUGCGUAAUCAUGCUGAUUAUUGUCAUAAUGAGAUGUCUAAAGAAGCCACCACCAAAUAGAUCUCAGAAGGGAAGAAAAUAUGGCCUUGUUGUACCUAUAAAAACUAGUGGAAGAGCUCUAGAAACAGAUGAUCAAACUUUGAUCGUUGAUAAGAAUCCUUUUUAUGCGGAACAAGCUGCAUAUCAAAAUAGAGAUAUGCAGAAUGUUGAAAUUCAAUCAUUAUAA